This is a messenger RNA of Closterium sp. Yama58-4, 816 nucleotides long. NCBI's taxonomy places the organism in Eukaryota, Viridiplantae, Streptophyta, Zygnematophyceae, Desmidiales, Closteriaceae. The record is from the annotation of a GenBank genome assembly.
AUGGGGGACAAGGGCGCGACACGAGGGUUCAUAACGACGAUCGCGCAGGGGCUGCCCGGGAAGUGGUUCCUCGUGGUGUCCACGGCAUCGCUCUCCUCUGGUGCCAUCUCGCCCUCCUUCCUCUCCUGGAACGAGUUCCAAGAGUGGUGGUGGCCGCAGCAACAUCAAAUCGUGGCCGUGGGCUACGGCUGCAACGUGUGGCGCGCGGCGUACGCGUCGCACGUGUUCGCGCUGCAGACGUGCAACUUCUUCCCGUCCUUCGACGCGGCCUCUAAGUACAUCGUGCGCCAGUCCGAGCAGGGCCUGCGCGUCACCGCGCUCGCGGCGGGCGCGGGGCAGUGGUUCGUCGUCAUGAGCAAGGGCGGCGCCAUGCCCGCGCUCUCGCAGGGGCUCGUCUGCUCCACCAGCCUCGCGGACUUCAUCCGCACCUUCCAGCGGAGCAGGUCACUCAAGUUUGUGGUGGUGAGGCAGUCGUCUGAUAACGCCCUGGUGCUGAAUGCUCUAGAGGAUUCGUACUCCAUACUGGCUGUUGCGUCAUCGCCUACAGCCACUCUUGUGGCCCUGAUCAAGCCAGCGUUGUACCGCAGUCAAGUAGCCUACCACUGUGACGGAUCAGGCUCGUCCAACGGGUGGAUCGUGAACAACAUCAGCGACCGCACGCCGUGCUGGUACUCACAACUCACACUCGACUCGCCCGCACACCGCCAGGAGUUCGCCCUGCAGCGCACUGUCCUCGCGUCCUCCUCCGCUGCUCUCUUCCGCCGCCCCACGCCCCCGACGCCUUCAGCGCAAACCCCGGCUCUUGGGACCGGAUAA